Molecule: messenger RNA, 2424 nt
Organism: Lithohypha guttulata
Lineage: Eukaryota; Fungi; Ascomycota; Eurotiomycetes; Chaetothyriales; Trichomeriaceae
Exons: 1
Coding region: 1-2424 (807 amino acids)
Source: RefSeq, a predicted model, not a curated record
AUGUCCGGAUUGAGCUCACCGAGAAGUCCUCCAAGCAGGCGGUACCAGACGCCACUGCCUUUUGGCAAUGAAGUCUUACUGCACGACCAUGCGAGAAGAAGAUCUCAACGGCAGGACAGCUACACAGACGAUUUUUCCUCGAUGCAGCGAAAACGGACCAACUCACUCACCGCCGCUUCGCUCAAGGCCAAGUCAAGUCGCGAGCACUUCAGCCAGAGAAAUGGCAAUCUAGACGACUACAUGGCCAUGCAGCGUGCCAACCCAAUCAUCGCUCCUCCUCUCGAGCAACGGAGGAGUCAUGAUACAAGCAGAAGCAGCGACUCAUCUUACAGCAGGGAAGCUGCUGUCGCAACCGAUUCCUGGCUGCCCUACAAACGACCCGAGCGUAACGAUCUCAAAAGGCUGGUUGCAGAGUUCGACCUGCUUGAGCAGUCUUCUUCCUCCUCGUCCAAUGGUCAAAGUGAUGUUUCUACAGCUUCUACUGUGACUCCUCUGACCGAACCCUCUUCGAGAUACAGUCCACCGAAGCCUGCUCAUCAGCGGGUACACACCCGCCAGAGUUCUUCAGCAAGCUCUAUACCACAACUCAUCCCACAACGAAAAGAACUAUACCACGAACCCCCGCCCGUCGAACCUCCUCCCGCUGAAUAUAACCCACCUAAGCCCAGACAACGAUCAGUAUCCGCCCAAAGAUGGAGCCCACCUCAGUCACAUCGUGCAAGAUCAGGAAGUGUGCAGCCGCCUACGCAAAACCGUGUAAUGGAGCAAUUCCCACCACUUCCACUAGACGAUCCUCUGAAUGCACCACCACCUGUACCAAGGCGAAGUGAAGAUCGGGCGCGGCCCCCACCAGCAGGAGGCCACAAUGUUGUGCGACCACCAAGAUUCAACGGCAGAUCAGAAGAUAUGCGAACUCCUGUGCCACGCGACAGUCUGGACAAGGGUCGAUCGUCAUUUUUCAGUAACAGGCCAGAAGACGUGCGCCCAGUCCUACCAGCUAAAGAACCAGUCCAGGCGCAGCCACUCGUGCCAGCCGAUAUUCCCCACCAGCCACGACCACGUAUGCCUGGUAGGCCACGACUCAGCUUCGAGGGACCAUUGUCUCCUGUUUCAAUCGAGCCCGAAGACCCGCCAAGAGAUCGAGGUUACCCGAACCCACGAUCGCCUGAGCCUCGCCACGCCACGGCAUCACUCAUGAAUGCGGCAGCAACUUAUGUGUCACCAUCCUCUGAGGACGAGACUCCAAAGGAUGAGGCACCAGCACCUUACAUGCCAGCGUCACGAUCUCGCCGUCGUGCUUCUACGCCCAACAAGAAGAACGGAUACACUGUCUCAAGGCGAAGAGCUGCCUCAGCCUGGAGACCUCCCAGCGUGUGGUACGAGAACGUCGAAGGUGUCACACUUUCCACAAGGCCAAAGAGCGCCAGAGAGCACCGAUUAGGCCUCAACAUCCCCGAGAUCGAAGCUCGCGACAUCCUAGACAUCCCACCACGAGGCAGAAGACGCCCAGACGAAGAAGACUACCAGUCUGAAUCCGCAGAGCAAGACCGACACUACGCUCGCUCCCCACCACCAAUCGGCGCAGCAGCUCACUACGUCCGCAGCAUCUCGCCCAAGCCUGUGACCGAAGCACGAGAGCACAUCUUCCUCGACAACUACUCCCGCGCCGGCCCAGAAGAACCAUCCACCCUGCGCUACGACUUCCCUCGCAUCAAACGUCCCGCAGCAGAACGCUCAGGCGCCCAGGCCAUCGACGCCCCCGAACCAAUCCAAGAAAUGCCCCAACACGAAGAAGACUUCUCCGACGACGGCGGCGCCGAACCCCCCGACAUCGCCCGCAUGCGAGCCAUGGAGCAGCAAGACGCAGACAUGAAAUCCCGCACUGACCAGAUCCGCGGCCUCCUAGGCGGCAUGCUCAAGACCUUUCACGCCAACAAGAAAAAAGAUGAUCCUUCUUCUCAGAGUCACUCUCACACUCAUUCCCAUAAAACAACAUCUCCACCCGCCCCCACCACCAAAAGCCCCAGCACCGAAAACAACCGCCACCAACUCAUCGCCAAAGGUCUCGGCCCAACUCCCCGCGAAACCCCAACCCCCUACCAACGCCGCCCCAUCCAAGAAUCCGCUCCAGGCUACCUCUUCGAAGACGUCGACGGUGAAGCCGGUGUGAAAGAUGACGCCGACGAAGAAGAAGAAGAAGAGGCACAAGCGCAGUAUACGACGAGAUCAAGUAGUCGCGACACAAGCAUUUGGUCGCCUCCUAGAGCGACCAGGCGUGAUUCUGAGGAGGACGGUAGUAUUUAUCAGGAAGGGAGAACAAAGAGGGUGUCGUUUUAUGGGAAUGAGGAGAAGGAGUAUGCUUCGGUGCCGGGGGUAGGGAUGGGGCAUGGUUCGACUUUUGCGAGUUUGGGGGGGCCGAGGUGA